Messenger RNA from Prunus armeniaca (apricot), 708 nucleotides. Lineage: Eukaryota; Viridiplantae; Streptophyta; Magnoliopsida; Rosales; Rosaceae. The record is from the annotation of a GenBank genome assembly.
AUGCUGGAUAUGGCAGAGGCAUUCAAAUUCAGGCUGCUUCAAUCCACUCCUUAUUAUGCUCAAGCUAACGGGCAGGCAGAAUCAAGCAACAAGGUAAUCAUCAACAUUAUCAAAAAAAUGCUUGAGAAGAAUCCAAAGCAGUGGCAUGAGAAGUUGUCAGAAACUCUAUGGGCAUAUAGAACUUCAAAAAGAGAAGCAACUGGCAUGACCCCCUGUGCAUUAAUCUAUGGUCAUGAUGCAAUUCUGCCUAUGGAGAUAGCUAUUCAGUCCCUCAAAAUUGCUCACCAACAUGAUCUGGUAGGAGAAAACUACUCUCAAGCCAUGCUGCUAGAACUGGAAGGAUUGGAUGCAAGCAGAAUUGACACCCUCAAUAAACUCCUAGCAGGAAAGCAAGCUGUGUCAAGGGCUUACAACAAAAGAGUCAAGAACAAGAGUUUUGAAGAAGGAGAGAUAGUCUGGAAAGCAGUUCUGCCCCUUGGAACACACGUGGCUGGUUAUGGAAAGUGGUCACCUACAUGGGAAGGUACUUUCAUAAUCAAUCAGAUCCUCGGAAUGGGGGCAUACAGGUUGCAGGAUCAAGAGGGAGAAGUUCACACUGCGACAAUUAAUGGCAAGUGGUUGAAGAAAUUUUACCCAACCAUGUGGGAUUCGCAGGCUGCGCAAACAGAUCCUGGAAUAGAAGGACAACAAAAUAAAAGUGUUGUCUGA